Coffea arabica (coffee) is the source of this 2280-nucleotide messenger RNA. Its product is annotated as probable DNA primase large subunit. The record is from RefSeq and is a predicted model, not a curated record. Gene Ontology annotation, cellular component: alpha DNA polymerase:primase complex. NCBI's taxonomy places the organism in Eukaryota, Viridiplantae, Streptophyta, Magnoliopsida, Gentianales, Rubiaceae. Gene Ontology annotation, biological process: DNA replication, synthesis of primer; DNA replication initiation.
GCCCCCUCCACCCGGCCAACCUUCAGAAACGGCUGAACGGCAAAAGGAAAAGCACAAAGGGGGAAUUUAAAAAAAAAAAAAAAUGGAAGGGCUAAGAUCUCAUAGGAAGCCCGCCGAAGCAGACGACGUCGUCCCUACCCUGCCUCUUUACCUGUCGGCGCCUGCUCUCCAAGUUCGACUGGAAGAUUUCGAGCUUUAUGCCGUGGAUCGCCUCAGAGUUCUAAAAGAGAUUUCGGAUGGACUAUCGCGUGGAAAGAAGUCUGAUGAAAUGGAAAACUUGGUACGUGAGUUGUGGAAGUUGCAUAUGAGCCAUCCGCAUGCCUCUGAAGUUGUCAACAAGGACAUAAUCUCCCAUUUUGUCCUUCGUUUGGUCUACUGUAGAACGGAAGAGUUGAGAAAAUGGUUUCUUUCCAUGGAGACUUCAUUGUUUCGCUACCGUUUUCGGUCUGAAACUCAUGAAGCCCAGAGGGCACUGAUGGCAGAAUUUCAUCUCCCUUACAAAACUGUGACCAGCGCCGAAUAUGAGAAUGUGAAAGAUAAACUGAGCCAAGUUGCGCGUUCAACUGGUCAAUCCCUGUCAAGUGGUGAUGGUAUAUUCUACAAGGUGCCAUUUGAAGAAGUGCCCGAGCUUGUGGCAGGCCGCCGAGUAUAUAUUCAAAAAGGCCAAGCGUAUGUUGCAAUGAAUCAGGUGGUAUCUCUUGUUGUUACACAGUUUCGCUUUCUUCUUUCGAAGGCACUUGUGUUGACAAACAGAAAAUGGACAACGAUGAUCAGAGAACAAGAAAAAGAUCGUUUGACGCCUCUCGUUGAAUCCUUAUCCUCGAGUUAUUUGGGUCCGGAUUAUAGUCAGCCAAGAGAAUUUACAGAAAUUUCUUUAAAAGAUAUUGACCAAGUGGCUAAGAGUUCUUUUCCCUUGUGCAUGCGUCAUCUGUUUGAGAAGUUGAGAGAGGAUCACCAUCUGAAGCAUGGAGGCAGAAUGCAGUUGGGUUUAUUUCUCAAGGGUGUUGGACUGAAGUUAGACGAUGCUCUUGCAUUCUGGAAAGCAGAAUUCUCAAGAAAAUUUGGUGCUGAAAGAUUUGACAAAGAAUAUGCAUACAGCAUACGCCACAAUUACGGAAAAGAAGGGAAGAGAACAGAUUAUACUCCCUAUUCGUGCCAAAAAAUUAUCUCUUCGAUGCCUGGUGUUGGAGAUCAUCAUGGUUGUCCAUAUCGUCAUUUCAGUGAAGAGAAUUUGAGAGCUGCCCUUGGAAGGAUGGGAGUAGGCAGUCGUGCACUAGAGGAUGUAAUGGAAAAAGUGCGAAAUAAACAUUACCAGUUGGCAUGUACUUUGACAUUUGAGGCUGUUCACGGCACAUCUUAUGUUGCUGGGAUUAAUCAUCCAAACCAGUACUUCAGUGACAGUAAAAAGACCUUAGAGUCGAGGAACAAUGCCAAUACCGCAUAAGAGCUGGAGUAUUGCAUUGUGAAAAUUAGUAAAGCUGUUUUCCAAUCAUCGGUUGGCUUCUUGGACCGAAUGAAUGAUAAAUGUGAUAGAAAGCUUCUUUAGUAGCAUUUUUCCUACAUACAUCAUGUGGUGGAUUUCUGCUUCUGUAUUCUGCACUGGCCUGGGUACUCCCUCAAUUUUGCAUGUUGUACGAGUUGUCAAUCGUCUGAAGCUUUCUUAGUAGCAAAUCUUCUUCUUAUUUUAUAUCACAUAAUCAUCCCUUCAGCAGCACCCAAAUGAACGAACACGUCUCCUUAGUCCCGGCGCAUUGCAGAGCAGAACAGCACUUUUAGUACGAUGAAGAUUGGAAGAUGUGUCUGUUAGCACCAGAGUUUUUCCAAGAGUCAAGGAAUAAAAAAUCUUUUGAAACCGAUGUGCAUAACUGAUAAACCGAUUACUUCUUUGCCCUCCGCUUUUGGGAUUUGUAGGAAGGGAGGUGCGUUAGAGCGUAUGCUAUACUAUUAUUAUCUACGGAAAGGGCAAGUGCUUCGUAGCAGGUUCCUCUUUCCCCCCACAACGGCUCUCACCUAAUUAUUAACCAACCAAAGCGUAAAAGAACAUAUCCAUCCAUCCACUUUUCACUCGCCGCUGCUUCCUGAAUCCUAGGUUGAUGUUACAGGUGGGAUGAGCGAACCUUUUCUUGUCGUCGAAACUCUUGCUGGUAAAAAAGUACCAUUGCGUCAAUUGGACCGACCAACUUGUGAGCGGGGGGCGGGGUUUGGUUGGUUGUUUCAGGUGGACAUCUUUUCCCCUGCUCUCUCUCUACUGUACUUACUAAUGCAUUCUGUUCAUGAAAU